AUCGAAUGAAAAAAUUAAAUGAUGAAACAAAUCGUCAUAUUGAUGAAUAUAAAACAAAAAUGUAUGAAUCGAUACUUUCGAUUCUGGCGAAUUAUGAAAGUUUCUUUGAAAAGUCGCCUACACUCUAUUCGAGUUUGGUUAGAAACAAUUUCGAACAUGAAAGGUUCUAUACCAGGCAUACAGAUUUUUGGAAAGAAAUAAACGAUAUAAUUCAAGAAAUUAGCAGUGAAGAGUGGAAAUCGUUGAAGCGAAGAUAUUAUUACGCAAAAGAACUAUCAAUUGAUCAACGACAAGAAAAAAAAGAUCAAAUAUUUUCACAAGUUUUUGAAGCUCAAGAAAGUGCUAUGCCGAUUAGUAUUAGCAGUUCUGGCCUCGGCUCUCAAUUUCGCAUUAUUGUUAAUUGGUUUAAUAAAUCAAAAGACGAUUAUCAAGAAAAAUAUGAAAACGCUAAAAGAGCGGCCGAGGAAACGUCAGACGCCAAUUUCAUAGAGGAGCUAGUACCUUUAGCGUCU
Molecule: messenger RNA, 512 nt
Organism: Paraglomus brasilianum
Lineage: Eukaryota; Fungi; Glomeromycota; Glomeromycetes; Paraglomerales; Paraglomeraceae
Source: the annotation of a GenBank genome assembly